Messenger RNA from Adineta ricciae, 1941 nucleotides. Lineage: Eukaryota; Metazoa; Rotifera; Eurotatoria; Adinetida; Adinetidae. The record is from the annotation of a GenBank genome assembly.
AUGACAUCAAAUUUAGAGUUUCCCGAUCUUCUCUAUCCUGAAUGUUUAACAUACGAUGAUCAUCCACACGAGAUUCUACUAGAUCAAUGGCCUGUCACUACUAUGGAUUUCUCGAUUAAUCGAAAGUUUGUAAUGCAGAAAAUCGUCCCCUCUGCUCAUGCAUCUACUCUUCGAGCAACAGCACCACCAUUUACAUAUUCAAUUGCAAUGGAAGAUUUGACUCAUAUGAAUAAAUAUACAUUGUCAACAAAAUAUAAAAACAAUUCGAUUCGUCUAAUUGCCAAACAGAAUCAUCUGAUCUAUGUUACAAAAAAGAAUCAACUCAAUAUUCAAUCAUUAUCCGAUCAUAUCUAUGAUGAACUUUGGUCGAGCACUACUGAUCAUUUAUCCAAUACUCCACAGCGAAGACAUGUUAUAGAAACAUCGAGUUCAAUCAAACUAUUAGAUUGUUUUGUCGAAAAUGAACAGUUAUUAACCAUUGCCGUUGCAAAUCACAAUGGUUUGGCACUUUAUUCAUAUAAUACAACGACUAGCAACUCUUCGAUGACUUCAUAUGCUGAAACGUCGGAUCAUGCAUCGAUACUUGCGUUAACAUUCAAUCCAUAUAUUUCUUCGAAUGCAAUUUGUAUCGACAAGAAUUAUCGAACUUAUCUUUUCAAUGAUGAUACAUUCACUUAUCUUCAUCAGUUAACAGAUGAAAAACUUCCUGCUUCACAUAUUCCUCGACAAAUCUUUCUCGAUUGGGACGCGUCACCAUUUCUGUACACAAUUGCUGAUAAUCAUCAAAGUUCGUGCAUUCUAUACGAUAUACGUGUACGAAAUGAAUCAUACAAAGAACUAUUCAAAAUGGGAACGAAUCAUCCAUAUCUAGGUGAAACAGAAAUCAUUCGUGGUUAUAAAACGAGUUUAGUGAAUCCCUAUCAACAUGUUUUUACUACGGAUUAUUCAUUAGUCAUCAUCGAUUCGCGAAUGCCUAAUCGAUCUGCAAUUCAUUCCCAUCAUGAAUUAUUACGUCCACCCGCAUCGUUCACUCAAACGCAGUGGAAUAAUCAACAUCUAAUUAUGAUCAACGAUCAGUUCAAUACAAAUAUUCUUGAAUAUGGCAUCGAUGAACAUCGUCGUUUAACGCAAACGAGUCCUUCAUGGGAAGUCUGUCCUAUAUCAAAUACACGAAUCUAUUUGAAAAACAAUUCUAAUCAUACGAAGAAAGAAUUGUUAUUAGCACAAUCGAUCUAUUUCGAUGUACCCACACGAGAUCUAGCUGUUGUGCCAAAUACAAUUAAUCCGAAAUCAUUUCUUCUCUUUCAAUUGAACAGUGCGGGUAAUAUAUAUGUGCAAAUGUUCGAUGAAAUCGUCGAUAAAAAUGAAGAGAAAACAUGGAAUCCUGAUCCUGAUAAUGUAUUCAAAAAACCACCAGAUUGCUUUCAACGUGCAAAUGAUUACUGGUCAACAAGAUUUCUGCCACUAUUUCAAUGUCAGACUUGUUUAUCGUAUUAUGCUGAGCCAACGAAUUUUACAAUAGUGACGCCUCUUGCUGCAAUGACCCACAAAUCCUUACGUGAUUUUCCAACAUUUAAAAACGAUCAUCAGUCUACGGAAAAAGCGAUCCCAGCUGAACUUUUCGAAUGUCCAAUGUGUCAAUGUAUGCCAGAAUUAACCACUCAAGGACAGAUGUCUCGUGCAAAAAAUUGGAUUCAAGAUUGGAAAUCACAACUAGAUGAUGUUCAAUCCGAUGUUACUGUAUGUGAAAUUGUAGAUUCAAUUGUACUUUUAUUUCGUUUGUUUCAUUACAAGGAUGAAGCACAAUUAACAACACAUGAUUGGCGGAAGAUUUUUGAUUAUGAUGAACUAAAUGAAACGAAUAGAGAAUCAACGUUAUGGAAUGAAGUGCAUCGACCGUGGUGGCCACCGGAAAGUCGGACGAAACCUUCGUUAGAAUAA